Molecule: messenger RNA, 1767 nt
Organism: Penicillium coprophilum
Lineage: Eukaryota; Fungi; Ascomycota; Eurotiomycetes; Eurotiales; Aspergillaceae
Product: CoA-acylating methylmalonate-semialdehyde dehydrogenase
Exons: 3
Coding region: 1-1767 (588 amino acids)
Biological process (GO): thymine catabolic process; L-valine catabolic process
Cellular component (GO): mitochondrion
Molecular function (GO): malonate-semialdehyde dehydrogenase (acetylating, [NAD(P)+]) activity; methylmalonate-semialdehyde dehydrogenase (acylating, NAD+) activity
Source: RefSeq, a predicted model, not a curated record
AUGGCUGCUUGUCGGUCCAUUUCCCGUUCCAUCCCCGCUCUCCGCGGAGUUCCCCGCACGGUGGCGGUGACUGCCAGAGCUGCAUCUUCGAGAUCUCUCACUACUACUUCACUUGCCAGUCUGGCCUCCCGCAGAACAGUUGUACCCUCCACAUCACUCUCUGCCACUCGUCGCUUGCACGCAACAGCCCAGCGGCUCGUCACCGCAACCACCUCAGCUGACUCCACCGCUACUGAAUACCCAACAAGCCACCAAAAGAUCACCAACCCCAUUGACACAGCUAACUUCAUUGACAAUGAAUUUGUGUCAUCCAAAGCAACCAAGUGGAUUGAUCUCCAUGAUCCUGCCACCAACAACCUGGUCACCCGUGUGCCUCAGAGCACAGAUGCGGAGCUGAAGGCCGCUGUGGAGUCGGCCGAGAAGGCCUUCCCCGCUUGGAGAGCCACCAGCAUUAUGGCCAGACAGCAAAUUAUCUUCAAGUUUACUAACCUCAUUCGUACCCACUGGGACCGAUUGGCCGCGUCUAUCACCCUUGAGCAGGGCAAGACCUUCGCUGAUGCCAAGGGUGAUGUUCUCCGUGGCCUUCAGGUCGCCGAGACCGCCUGUGGUAUCACCACCCAGAUGACCGGCGAGGUUUUGGAGGUAGCCAAGGAUAUGGAGACACGAAGCUACCGCGAGCCCCUUGGUGUCGUGGCUGCUAUUUGCCCCUUCAACUUCCCUGCUAUGAUUCCUCUUUGGUCUAUUCCCGUCGCUACUGUGACUGGUAACUGCUUGGUCAUGAAGCCAUCCGAGAGGGACCCCGGUGCUGCUAUGAUCCUUGCCGAACUUGCCAAGGAGGCCGGUUUCCCUCCCGGUGUGAUUAACAUCAUCCACGGCGCUGCCCCCACUGUGGACUUCAUCCUUGAUGAGCCUGCCAUCAAGGCUAUCAGCUUUGUUGGUAGCAACCGUGCUGGCGAAUAUAUCUACAGCCGUGGCUCUGCUAAUGGCAAGCGCGUGCAAGCCAACUUGGGUGCUAAGAACCACGCCGCCGUCCUACCCGACGCUAAUAAGAACCAUGCUCUGAACGCCAUUGUCGGUGCUGCAUUUGGUGCUGCUGGUCAGCGCUGCAUGGCAUUGAGCACCUGCGUUAUGGUUGGCGAGACUAAGGAAUGGUUGCCUGAGAUCGCCGAGCGGGCUAAGGCCCUGGUCGUGAACGGUGGCUUUGAGGAGGGUGCUGACCUCGGCCCUGUGAUCAGCCCUGAGAGCAAGAAGCGUAUUGAAGACUUGAUCACUAGCGCCGAGGAAGAGGGUGCGACUAUCAUGCUGGAUGGCCGUGGGUUCAAGCCCGAGAAAUACCCCAACGGUAACUUUGUUGGCCCAACUAUCAUCACUAAUGUCACCCCCGAUAUGAAGUGCUACAAGGAGGAGAUCUUCGGUCCUGUUCUCGUGUGUCUCAACGUCGAGACCCUUGACGACGCUAUUGAUGUGAUCAACGCCAACGAAUACGGCAAUGGUGCUGCCAUCUUCACCCGCUCCGGCUCAACCGCCUCCAAGUUCCAGAAGGACUGCGAGGCUGGCCAACUCGGUAUCAACGUGCCCAUUCCCGUCCCUCUUCCCAUGUUCUCUUUCACCGGCAACAAGAAGAGUAUUGCCGGCGGUGGUGCCAACACUUUCUAUGGCAAGCCCGGCUUGCAGUUCUAUACCCAGCAGAAGACUGUGACUAGCUUCUGGAAGAGUGAGGAUGCGAUCAGCAACAAGGCUACCGUGGUGAUGCCUACUCACUCAUAA